AUGAUUUCAUAUUAUUUUCGUUUUGGGAAUAACUUAAAGUAUUUCUUGACUGUAACAAUAACUGCUUUUUUAACAUCAACUUGCGUUUCAUUAGAAAAAGAUAAUAUUCUGCCAAUUUAUUAUGAAUCUAAAAUUGGAUUAAAAUUUCCUGAGUCAGUUAUUGAUCUUGCAUGUUUAGCAAACACUUUUCCAUCGCAAUUGAAACAAAAACAAGAUGAAAAUAAUAUAUGUUUUUCUCAUAUAUUAAAAAACUAUACAGAAAUAAAACAAAUUCAUAAUUUAUUAUACGAUGAUAUUGAUCAAUCAUUUAUUUCAAAUACAUACCCAUCAUUAGAAAUUAAAGGAUUACAUUUAAAAAAUAUUGAUCAAGAUAAUAAUCAAUAUGUAUUUAUUAUUAUACGUCAUCAAGAACAUAAUUCUAUAUUAACAGAUGAAAUGAAUGAAAUGAUGAGUUUAUUUGGAUCAGCAGCAACAGUUGAUCGUCAACAAGGUAAUAAAGAAUUAUUUGGUACAUCGAUUGUUUCAUCAAUGAUUCGUUUUAUACGUCAGCAACUUGGUCUUGAUUAUUUGCCACAAGCUAUUUCAAUGUUUAAUAAAAUUCAACUAAAUUAUAAAAAUAAAGAUAAUAUUAAAUAUAUAUUCAGUGGUUUUAGUUCAGGUGGUUUAUAUGCUAUUGUAUUAGCUUUAUAUUUUAAAUGGCCAGCAAUUACAUUUUCUUCGACAGGUGCUGAAGAUAUUAUUAAUAUUUAUUAUUCAAAUUUAUUUACAGAUACAGAUAAACAAUCAACAAUACCGUCUAUAUUUAAUUUUGCACAUCAAUUAGAUAAUAUUCCACAAUUAGAUUGUCAAUUAGGUACUAUAUGUUUAUUUAAGCCUGAAAAUCUUGAAAAACAACAAAAGUUAACUGAACAAGAAGUUCAAUUAUUACAUUUAAAUACGAUAUUUGGUCAAUCUGGUCCAGAUAUAAUACAAUGGCUUCGCCAACCGGAAAGAUGGAUGUGUACAACAUCUGACAAUUAUAAUUCAUUAUAUGGCAGUUGUAAACGAGAACGAUUAAGAUGGAAAGAUAGAAUGAAAUUAAAUUCUAACAAUGAAAAAAAGCUUAACCAAGAUUUGUAA
This is a messenger RNA of Rotaria sp. Silwood2, 1119 nucleotides long. Lineage: Eukaryota; Metazoa; Rotifera; Eurotatoria; Philodinida; Philodinidae. The record is from the annotation of a GenBank genome assembly.